AUGAAUGAGCAGAUCAUUAGUCUUCAAGAAAAUAGUCCCUUCCCUGAUGAAUAUUUGCACUCAGAAAACAUAUUAAAAGCUGAAACAUUUCGCCUCAAACAAGAAAUCGAACAGCAAUACAGUUCAAAAACGCAAGAAAUGGAAAGCAUUAAAAGCAUAGAUUUAUCAGAACAAGUAAAGCUAAGGAACCAACUAAACCUUCUUGUUUCUGAAAAUAGCUCAAGGCAAAAUACGCUUGGGGUUUUAGAAGAAACCAUUAAUCCCUCUCUUUAAAGUAGUAAAAUAAUUUUAAAUAUACAAAUGUAAAUAUUUUUAUAUAUAAUUAAUAGUUCUUAUAGCAAAAUCUCUUUCCUAAAUUUAUUUAAUUUAAGAAAGCUUAUAUUAUUAAGUAUAAAUUUUAUAAAUUAGAUUAGAUUUUUUUUUACAAUAUGCGCGAAUUAUCCUAAAUAAUUUUUUAUAUAUAGUUGAUAUAAAUAUUUUUAUCAAAAUAGAUUACCCCCUUUAAGAGAGAGCAUAACAUUUUCCUCGUUCUUAACGAAGGGGAGUUAGAAAACUAGAAAGAAUUGCAAUUGAAAACGUUACAAAUUCUCAACUCCCAUUGCAAAACAAAGCAAGCGAUCUAUUGAGGCAAGUUUUGGAACAGGAGUCGAAAGUUUCACUUGAAACCAAAAACUCUGAGGCCUUAUCAAAAAUGAGGGCGAAGGAAAGACUUUCUGCAAUGAUUUUGAGUCAAAGGCUGAAAGAGAUGGGCGAUACGCACUCAAGAAUAACUAAACACCAUUCAGCUUUGUUGCAAAAUAAAUUUACAUCAAAAAAUAACUCAAUUAUUGUGCAAUUACAGACUGAUAAAUACCAAGAGGCUGUAGAAAAAUCGAAAACUGACUUUGAAAAUAACUAUAAGAAACUAGGUAUAAUGAAACAGAAUGUUGUAAAUAAAUCUGAAGAUAUAAUCGAAAGAAUGGGCUUUUUCAGCAUCCAGAAAAAAAUAAAUGAAUCUGCGAAGAAGAAUUUAGUGGGUCAGCUGCUUGAAAAUGAAAUUACUUUAAAGCAAUCUCAUAAUGAACUGCAAGAAAUGAAAAAGGCACUUGCAACCUAUUUUUAUCAUUUUAAAAAGAUUGAAGACAUCAUGUGCCGAAAUAAUCAUCAGUGUGACAUUACUCAUGGAAUUGGCCAGCAGGAAAUUGAUGAAAUUAUAUUGUGCUAUAAAGAAUUAAUUUUCAAGGAAACCUCCUUGAGCACUAGGUACCAAGAACUUUCGCUGCUUCAAGCGAUCAAAAAGGACGAGUUUCUGAAUAUCGAUCAAGAGCUCGAUAAUUUAAAACGUGAAAACUCAGGGAUUAUUGAUAGUGCUCCUAAUAGCACUUUUAAUGAAGCUCUCUUUAAGAUUGAAACAGUCCCAAAGAGCAUUAAAGAAUCUUCUCGAUUUUCUGAAAACCUGCUGCUCCUGCUAUAUGUUUUUUUUUCUCAUAUUAUUGAUAAUUAUGUUUAUUUUUUGGAAAGGAUCAAUGACCAAGCUGUUGAAGAGAGCAAACUGCAAAAGCUAACGAGAGAUUUUCGAUCUGCAACUGCAGCAAUUUUAAAAGGAAUCAAGCGAGAAUCAAUAAGAAAAUCACGUCGCAUGGUAACUUUAAUCAAAAAAAAAUUCUUACCAUCCUUGCAAAGAAUGGACUCAAUGAAUUCGAGUGCAAAACUCUUUUUUCACAAGCUGUCAAAGAGCCAGAUUGCUCAGGCAUUUCUUCAAUUUUUCCCUAAUGAUAAAAGACUAUCAUUGCUGUUUUCGAGUUUCGUUGAGGACUGCCAAAUAAUCAGAAUUUUCCUCAACGAAGAAAUGCUGAAAAACUUCUUAUCUGAAAUAUCAAGAGAAGAAAUUGCGAAUAAGCUUCCGCUUAUAAAUACAGAGUCCCAUGAAAUUCUCAAGCAGAGAAUUGUUUUGCUUGGAGAAGAAUUCUCGAGAGUCUUGGAAAACUCAUUAAAAUUAAAAGAAGAAAACAUGAGGUUUGUUAACAGCUGCGACAUUAAGCAUCAAGGCAAAGUUAGAGAAAUAACUAGAAUUUUCGAGAGCAAAAAGCUAGAAAUUAAAAAUAUUGAGAAAGCUGUAGAUAUCACAAACGAUACUGAAAAUGGAAUCUAUCAAAUCGUUGAGAAAUCACCAAGGCAUCAAGUUCAAAAAAACGAAAUGGCGACAUUGGAAGAAGUUUUGAAGCCAAGAAAGCUAAGUUUGCCACAUUUAAUGAUGAAAGAUAUUCCAAAGUUCAAUAUGCACCAUAAAUCCUCAAGUGAUGUUUCUGAUGAAAAAGUAAAAUCUGCUAUCAGAGCUCACACUAUUUUGCAAGAAGUCUUGGCCAUUGAUAAAAAGAUGAUGACUCUUAAGUUCAAAGAAAAAUUGACUCUGAAGAAUCAAGCAAAAUAUGCCAAAUCGCAAAUUAAAAUCCCAAGAAAGUUUUUCCUUAAGGAGAGAAGUUAUAAUAAUGACUCUGCAUCAAAAUUUAUGUCGUUAACCGAUAGGAAACAUUUGAGAUCGCAUUCAGUAGCUGGAUCCACAAGAGCAAGUAAACGAUCAUAUGCUAAAGAUUAUUAA
Messenger RNA from Blepharisma stoltei, 2578 nucleotides. NCBI's taxonomy places the organism in Eukaryota, Ciliophora, Heterotrichea, Heterotrichida, Blepharismidae. The record is from the annotation of a GenBank genome assembly.